AUGUCCGCAGGUGUCGCUUCUCCGAAUGCCAAUGCCACCACCGGCAGCAGCCAGACUGGGCUCGACAACAGACCGACGAUGAGGGCUCUAGUGUAUACAGGACCAAACAAGCUCGACGUACUCGAUCGACCCAUGCCAGUCAUACAAGCCCCCACAGAUGCAAUUGUGAAGAUGCUCCACAGCACUAUCUGCGGUACCGACCUACACAUUCUGAAAGGCGACGUGCCAGCAAUUCCAUACGAUCGAGUUCUGGGCCAUGAAGGUGUAGGUAUGGUUGUAUCCGUCGGAUCCGCUAUUGAUGGGCUUUCGGUUGGCGACAAUGUCGUGAUUGCCGCAAUCACCGCGUGCAAAGUUUGCGCAUCCUGUCGAAAGGGGUUGGAAGCUCAUUGUCUAACUGGUGGCUGGCAGCUGGGUAAUAAGGUCGAUGGAACGCAGGCAGAAUAUGUCCGCAUCCCACACGCCACGUCUUCUUUGUAUAAGAUUCCCCAUGGUCUUGACCUAAGAGCCUGUGCUGCUAUCUCGGAUGCACUUCCCACGGGUUUGGAAUGCGGAACCGUUAGCGCUCAUGUACAACCGGCCAGCACAGUUGCAAUCAUUGGGGCCGGACCCGUGGGCUUAGCUGUUAUGCUGACUGCUAGGUUAUACACACCUUCUCAAAUCGUGAUGAUUGACUUGGACGAUACCCGCUUGGAACAUGCAAAGAAACUCGGUGCGGAUCAUGCCGUUAACCCAGGAAACCCGGAUGCGAUAGAAGCGCUGAAUGCACUCACGGAAGGGCAGGGUUUUGACUGUGUUAUUGAAGCUGUUGGGAUCCCGAAAACCUUUGAAAUGUGUCAAAAGCUAGUCGCGCCAGGAGGUUCCAUAGCUAAUGUGGGUGUUCAUGGGCACCCCGUGAAUUUGGACCUGCAUAAACUAUGGGAUCGCAAUAUCAGCAUCAAGAUGCAGUUGCUAAACGCCGUCAGUAUCCCAACCCUCCUUCGACUGUAUCAAUCGGGCCAUAUAAAACCUUCUAAUCUAUUCACUCACCAUUAUCCCUUUUCAGAGGUCCAUAAGGCAUAUCGUAGCUUCCAAAUGGCGUCCCAGGAAGGUGCUUUGAAGGUUGCAAUUGACUUCUAG
This is a messenger RNA of Aspergillus pseudotamarii, 1116 nucleotides long. Its product is annotated as zinc-dependent alcohol dehydrogenase family protein. Gene Ontology annotation, molecular function: oxidoreductase activity; zinc ion binding. NCBI's taxonomy places the organism in Eukaryota, Fungi, Ascomycota, Eurotiomycetes, Eurotiales, Aspergillaceae. The transcript is spliced from 4 exons. The record is from RefSeq and is a predicted model, not a curated record. The coding region runs from base 1 to 1116 and encodes 371 amino acids.